UCACUCAUAAUUAAAAUUGGCUUCAACUACCACUCUGCUUCCAAUUCAAAGCCUACUAAUCUCUUAUCUCACACUUAUUCCCACCAUGGCCGUACCUGAUGAUGAUGAUCAUCAUCAUCUAGUUUUCAUCUGUACUCCGGCCAUCGGAAAUUUAGUUCCGGCAGUCGAAUUCGCCGUCCGAUUAGUCAAUCACGACUCUCGUUUCUUCGUCACUUUUCUGGCCAUCGACAUCCCUGGAACACCCCUUGUCAAUGCCUAUACUCAAUCACGUUUCUCACUUUCCCUUUCUCAAGACAUCCAAUUCAUUCAUCUCCCACCUCUCGAACCCCCAUCUCCCAAUCUCUACAAUUCCUAUAUCGGUUAUUUGUCCUUACUUUUCGAAUCUCAUAAGCCCAACGUCAAGAAUUCAAUCUCCCAUCUCCAAAAACUUCACAAUUCCAGCCGUAUCGUUGGAAUUUUUGUCGAUAUGUUCACUACCGCAUUCAUCGACGUUGCUAAUGAUCUCCAAAUUCCUUCCUACCUUUUCUUCGCUUCUCCAGCCACUUUCCUUAGCCUCAUGAUUCAUCUCUCUAAAAUGGAUCAUGACCGAUUUAACGCGCUGAUCCUUGACUCGGACGCUGAGUUCGUUUUACCGAGUUAUGUUCACUCGUUGACUGUCAACUUGUUGCCGCCUACUCUUUCGACGGAGGAUGGUCUGUUUUGGUACGCCCAUCACGGGCGACGGUAUGGUGAGACGAAAGGCGUUGUUAUAAACACGUUUGCAGAGCUUGAGCCACACGCGCUGCGGUCGUUGGAUGAGGUUCCGCCGGUUUAUGCUAUUGGGCCUGUGGUUGAUUUGGGCGGCCCGGCCCAGUGGCAGCCUUCUCAUGGGACCCAUCAGAGCGUUGUGAAGUGGCUUGAUGGUCAGCCUGAGGGUUCGGUUGUUCUGUUGAGCUUUGGGAGUAUGGGGAGUCUUGAUAAAGAUCAAGUAAGAGAGAUUGCGUUUGGGCUGGAAAGGGUGGGGUUCCGGUUCGUGUGGGCCGUACGGCAGCCUCCUAAAACCAAGUUAGAACACCCGGACGAUUACUCCGAUCUAAACGACGUCUUGCCAGAAGGGUUUCUGACUCGCACCGCCGGCCGGGGAUUGGUCUGUGGAUGGGUCCCGCAGGUGACUAUUUUGAGUCAUGGUGCAAUUGGAGGGUUCGUGUCGCAUUGUGGGUGGAACUCGAUUUUAGAGAGUUUAUGGUUGGGUGUGCCAAUAGCAACAUGGCCUGUGUAUGCAGAGCAACAAAUGAACGCCUUUGAAAUGGUGAAGGAAUUGGAAUUGGCGGUGGAGUUGCGGCUCGACUAUAGGAAAGGAAGCAAGUUGGUGACGGCGGAGGAGCUAGAGACGGCACUGAGGCGCUUGAUGGACGGCAGAGAAGAUGUUAGAUCGAGAGUGAAGCAGAUGGGAGAGAAGUGUAGAACGGUUCUCGUGGAAAAUGGAUCCUCCUAUAGGGCAUUGAAUUCUCUAAUUGACAAAUUAACGGCUCAGAUUUUGUAACUGUUUGAAUUUGGGCCAUAUUCAUGUUGCCUCUUAUUUCUUUGAUCAUGAAAUAGGAGAAGAAAAUUAAAUAAAUAAUUAAGUCUAGUUAGGAGUUGUCUGACCUGUUGAGUUGAUUAUUAUACUAUGUGGUUACUAUAGAUUGUAUUAUAAUAGUUUAUGUUUUGUUUUCUAGUGCAAACUAUUUUAGUAUAGAUUAUAAUAGUAUGUGUGUAGUUGCACUCUGAAAUAA
Benincasa hispida (wax gourd) is the source of this 1754-nucleotide messenger RNA. RefSeq names its product UDP-glycosyltransferase 43-like. The record is from RefSeq and is a predicted model, not a curated record. Lineage: Eukaryota; Viridiplantae; Streptophyta; Magnoliopsida; Cucurbitales; Cucurbitaceae. Gene Ontology annotation, molecular function: UDP-glucosyltransferase activity.